Molecule: messenger RNA, 514 nt
Organism: Prunus dulcis (almond)
Lineage: Eukaryota; Viridiplantae; Streptophyta; Magnoliopsida; Rosales; Rosaceae
Exons: 1
Coding region: 126-404 (92 amino acids)
Source: RefSeq, a predicted model, not a curated record
AGACCCUCCAUGCCAAUUAUUUCAACUCAACCUUUCUCAAAAUUUGUUCUCUUGCAAAAGACCUAUCUUAUCAUAAUUUCAAUACAAAUUAAGAGACUUACAUCCCAAGAAAAAGGAAAAUCAAGAUGAUGAGUGCAGCAACAGCAAGUAGGGCUUGGGUUGUGGCAGCCACAGUUGGAGUUGUGGAAGUGUUGAAAGACCAAGGGGUGUGCAGAUGGAACUAUCCCAUGAGACUGGUGCACCAGCAAGCCAAGAACCAUCUCAGGUCUUUUUCUCAGGCCAAGAAGCUGUCUUCUUCUUCUUCUGCCAUGGCUUCAAGCAUGAUCAUGAGAGAAGAGAAAAUAAAGCAGUCAGAGGAGUCUAUGAGGAAAGUGAUGUAUCUUAACUCUUGGGGUCCCAACUGACACCAACCAAAUUAAGCUUAGCUUAGCUUAAGGCCAUUGUAAAUUACUUUAAGGCAAAUGCUCUUACAAAUUUAGUAAAAUACAUUGGGCACAUAUGUUUUCCAAAUUCA